Coregonus sp. 'balchen' is the source of this 11094-nucleotide messenger RNA. NCBI's taxonomy places the organism in Eukaryota, Metazoa, Chordata, Actinopteri, Salmoniformes, Salmonidae. The record is from the annotation of a GenBank genome assembly.
AGUCACGUGAUGGAAGAAAACAUGGCUUCUUGAAUCGAGAUUUGUCAACGUUUUGGUAAAAGUAGAAAUCCUACCUACUAACACUGAAUGUGAUUAACAAUCUUGUAAGUUACAAAUCAUCCAGUUCAUUUAAUUUAUCGUUAUACAUAUCUAGCUAAAAGUAACAGUUCUACUUUCGGUUUUUCGCAAUUCUCAGGAAGAUGGGUGAGCAGACGUCCUCGACACCAGUCGUACGGAUAGCUAACAGUAGCUAGCUAAGCUGACUAACAUAUGUAUGUAGACUGUAUCAAGCACCACAUUCAACCCAGCAACAUGCCUCCUCGGAAAAAGCGAGAGAACAGAGACACAGAUGAUGGUCCCAGGAAACGACGACGAGCAGUUGAUCAGGAAGAGGACAGAGUCGUCAUCUCAAACAGCGACGAGGUAACGUUAACCAGCUGAACUGACUAACGCGUUAGCUAGCUAGCUAGUUGGUUACACACUGGCUAGCUAGCUACACGGAUGCAGAACAUAACUACUAGUUAUCUAUCUGUGUAAAGUGACCUAUCAUUAAAUGUUAACUAUAAAAUAAUGACUAUAAUAUACAUUAACUGUCGGCCUAGCAGUCUUUCUGCUUCAGACCACUUAUGUCUCUUUAAGAAAGGCACCCAGGCUAUAAGUUUGUCAGAAAAGAAUCUGUCAUUGACAACUCAUCUCUUCUAACCCAGGAUGAAGACUUCAGACCAACAUCAUCAUUAGAGGAGCGCAAACGGGAGAAGGAGAGUAAAACACGAUCAAACGGUAUACUGUCUAACAUAUGUCUUAAUAUUUGUAACAUAGCUAAUUAGACUUAUAAUUUUCAUGUAAUAUAUUAGCCCAAUAAUGGACUAAAGGAGCCUGACGUUAACGUUAGUCCUUAUAGUCCAAGCACCUUACAUGUUCUGUUUUUAAAGGCGAAUUGGCUCUGGAAGCCAAAACAGCCAAAUACUCCCAUCAAAACGUGAGUCGAUUCUCAAUUGUGGUAUGGUUCUAGAAACAUAAAUCUCUCUACUUUCAUAUCACAUCAAAAUAAUUUCACAAAUGCAAAAUACACACUUACUGUACACUGUUUUAACCGGUUUUAACACAAUUGCAGCCGACAGUAUUUUUCAGUGACAACACGUUUCUGGCGCUGGUCUUCCGUUUACACACAGGUGUUAGAUGCAGGUAGCUAAUUAGCACAGGUAGUCUACUCUUGUCUACUGUCUGUUUUCCGUAAACACGCUGUAACAUGGAGAUAUGGCCAUGUGUGUAUCAAUUUAACCUUUGUUUUUAAAAAAUGAUUUAUUGCUGAUAUGAAAGAUAAGCUCGUUAUGCUUCCACAUUUUACAUUUACAUUUUAGUCAUUUAGCAGACGCUCUUAUCCAGAGUGACUUACAGGAGCAAUUAGGGUUACAUGCCUUGCUCAAGGGCACAUCGGCAGAUUUUUCACCUAAUCGGCUAAGGGAUUUGAACCACCAACCUUUUGGUUACUGACCCAACGCUCUUAACCGCUAGGCUACCUGCCGCCUAAAACCGUAAGGCAAGUGAUGCGUGUUAAUGUUCAGACCGAGCGCCGGGGCUUUUAACAAAACUCCCCCAUAUAGAAUGUAAUGGAACUGAGUCAUGAUCAAAGGCCAGUAGCACAUCACCAGAAUGUAACCACUGAAGCACUGCUAGAUGGAGCUUUGUCAUCUACUGUACUGAAGCUGUCCCCUCUCUUCUCAGAGAUGACUGAGGAAGAGAUGUUGGACCUGGCCAUGAGGCUGAGUGAACAGGAGGCCAACAACACUGCUCUCAGGCAACGACAGGAGGAGGAGGCCAUGAGGAAGGCCAUCGCUGAAAGCCUCUACGUAAGUGUAGAGAAUACUGACAGAAAUAAAAGGUUGCUUGGACAUUUACUCUAGUACAGUCCUCUCCAUUAUUUCAGAUAAAAUCACCCAUUCUUUCCCCAUUGUAUCUAUUCCUGUGAUACGUGAGUGUUGUUCUAUCCCUUCAGGCGGACAGCCCCACUCAUCCCCACUCAGAAUCUCUGCUGGCGGAUGGGAGCCCUACGCAGCAAUGUCAGAGUUCCCCUCCGGAGGCAGAGAGCAGCAUACCUCCCCCCAGGCGGAAGCUCUCUUACCCCAACCUUGGUGUGGCUGACAGGGAGGGAGCCCACGGUGUAGGUGUUAGUGUAGGGGUGGCUCUCCCAGAAACCAGGAGGAGGGGGAAAAAGGAGGGAAGCCCAUUACUAGAUAUGCCUGACCUGUCUCAGACCCAGAAGUUCUACUCCCAGUCUUCUCCCCUUAGCCAAUCUUCCACCUCCAUGCCUCUCUCUUCACAGGUCAGUGGUGCCUCAUUAUUUGUCUGUCAUGGCAAUCAUGUAGUUCUGUCUUGCUUCUAUGGGCCCAGAUCUAACUUCUAUAAGUCUGAUCGAUACUUUAACCUGAAGACUUGUGUGAAUAAGCAUUAAUGGAGGUCUAGAAGAAUCAACUACUUACUUAUAUCUUAAUGCCACAUCUUUCAAUCAUCAUUAGUCCAGAAUGCAUGCCAAAUCAAUUUAGUUCUUGUAAUGUUUUUUUGAUCACAUUUUCUAUGCCAUUUUAAGGAGGAGGGGUCUUCUCUAAAGAACCCUUUCGGAGACCUUUCAGCCCAUGUCGAAUCUCAGGACCGCAACGCCACAGAGAAUGACUCCCAGUCCCAACUCAGGAAAAAGUCUACAGUUCCCUCAGCCAGCAAACUCAUCCUGUGCCUGCAUAAGCUCAGCCAGGACCUCCUAGUAGACUGUCAGGCCUCUGGGUUCCUACUACGUUCUCAAGAGGGUCCUCCCAGUUUAACUCUUUCCACAAAGUCCCAGAUGUCUCAGUCUUCUCAGCCAAAGAGCCCUACAUUCUCCAAAAGCCCUGUGUUCUCCAGGACAGAGAGAGGUGCAGGCGAGGAACCAGGCCAAGGGAGUCCCCCUAUGUUCUCUGAGACUGAUUCAGGAAAGGAAGAAAAAGAGGCUAGUCCAACUUUUCCUAAAAGCACCAUGUUCUCCAGUAGUGAUACAGGAGAAGAAGAGAAAGUGGCAAGUCCCACCUUUCCCAGAAGCCCAGUCUUCCCCAGAACUGAUAAGAUAAGGGACCAGGGUCCACAGAGCUGUAUUGAAAGUGUCUCUACAACAGAAGACUAUGAGGAUAGAGACAGAGAGGAUGUGAAGAGCAGCGAUUCCUCAAAGUGCCUUCCACCACACCUCAGAACAACCCUGUCCCUGAACAAGAGACUCAUGCCUAUAAGGAAGACAGUUGGAGUUGCAGACAAAGUUGUUGACCAAGAGGAACGUGAGGGUGAGUCCUCGCAGAGCGCUGUAAACAGGAUUAGCACGCCUGCAAUGUUUGGUACGUUUUUCUAUUGUUUUAACCACUGUCAUAUAUACAGAAUUAUGUUACACCCAUUGAGUUUUAUUGAGAGCAAGUAAUAGCGGUAUGGCAGGUUCAUAUGGCCUCUGCCUGCCCUUUGGCUUUCUAUGUUCUGAUCCUAUGUAUGUAUUGACAUGAUUGUUCUCUUCUUUAGCUGCAGAAGAAGACCUUAAUUCAGAGGAACUUGCGUUGGCUUUGGAGACUCAGCCAAUGCAGGAGUUAACCAGUAAUAUGGCGCUACGCUGGUCAGAUGAUGACGAAGAGGAAGACGGUCCUGCAAAGGUGAUGCCAGGGAACUGCAACAGAUUGUCCAUUACCAAUACAGUUAUUUCGCUUUUGACCUCACCUGAAACCUAAUUUACAGUGUAUUGUGGAAACCUCUCUCUCUCUUGCAGUCGGCUCACUCGUCUAGCACAGUCUUCCCACAAGAGAAUGACCUCCCACAACCAAGCAACCAGGGUCGCUCCACAAACACCCACUACCACCGUUCCCCUCCACACAUACACAGCCCCUGCCUCGUCCCCAAGAAACGUACUCACACCUCCGAAGACUCCGUGUGUGAGGAGGGAGAUAGCCAGUCCAAGCGCAUCCGGAAGAAGUUCACCUUCAAGGCCAUGUAUGGAGCUCCCUCCCCCUUUCUCCCCAGACAGGCUGCAGGUAGAGGGAGCCAGGAUGAGGCACAAGCCGGAAACCCCUCUUCCCACCAGCCCCAGGCCUCUUCCAGCCGCCUCUCUCCCCCCACAGGCUGCCAGGGGGAUGGGGGAGGAGUGGUGUGCUACUAUUGGGGCGUGCCUUUCUGUCCGCGAGGUCAGGACCCAGAUGCCUACACGCAGGUGAUCCUUCUUUAUUCUUCUCUGAUGUAGUCUUCAUUUAUUAUUCUCUCACACAGACUUUCUCUGGAUUAUGAGUCAUUGCGGGUAACUGACAUCUGGGAACACAAAAAGGGGGCAUACAGUGCAUUCGGAAAGUAUUCAGACCCCUUGACUUUUUCCACAUUUUGUUACGUUACAACCUUAUUCUAAAAUGGAUUAAGUUGUUUUUUCCCCUCAUCAAUCUACACACAAUACCCCAUGAUGACAAAGCAAAAACAGGUUUUUAGAUAUUUUUGCAAAUUUACUCAGUACUUUGUUGAAGCACCUUUGGCAGCGAUUACAGCCUUGAGUCUUCUUGGGUAUGACGCUACAAGCUUGGCACAUCUGUAUUUGGGGAGUUUCUCUGAUCCUCUCAAGCUCUGUCAGGUUGGAUGGGGAUCGUCGCUGCACAGCGAUUUUAUAGGUCUCUCCAGAGAUGUUAGAUCGGGUUCAAGACCGGGCUCUGGCUGGGCCACUCAAGCACAUUCAGAGACUUGUCCCGAAGCCACUCCUGCGUUGUCUUGGCUGUGUGCGUAGGGCCGUUGUCCUGUUGGAAGGUGAUCCUUCGCCCCAGUCUGAGGUCCUGAGCGUCUGGAACAGAUUUCCAUCAAGGAUCUCUCUGUACUUUGCUUCGUUCAUCUUUCCCUCAAUCCUGAAGUCUCCCAGUCCCUGCGGCUGAAGCUCUGUCAGAGUGACCAUCGGGUUCUUGUUCACCUCCCUGACCAAGGCCCUUCUCCCCCGAUUGCUCAGUUUGGCCGGGCGGCCAGCUCUAGGAAGAGUCUUGGUGGUUCCAAACCUCUUCCAUUUAAGAAUGAUGGAGGCCACUGUGUUCUUGGGGACCUUCAAUGCUGCAGAAAGUUUUUGGUACCCUUCCCUAGAUCAGUGCCUCAACACAAUCCUGCCUCGGAGCUCUACGUACAAUUCCUUCGACUUCAUGGCUUGAAUUUUGCUCUGAUAUGCACUGUCAACUGGGGGACCUUAUAUAGACAGGUGUGUGCCUUUCCAAAUCAUGUCCAAUCAAUUGAAUUUACCACAGGUGGACUCCAAUCAAGUUGUAGAAACAUCUCAAGGAUGAUCAAUGGAAACAGGAUGCACCUGAGCUGAAUUUUGAGUCUCAUAGCAAAGGGUCUGAAUGCUUAUGUAAAGCUAUUUCUCUUUUAGUUUUUCUGAUAUAAAUGUAGUAACAUUUCUAAAAACCUGUUUUUGCUUUGUCAUUAUGGGGUAUUGUGUGGAGAUUGAGGAAAAUAUUUUAUUCAUUUUAGAAUAAGGCUGUAACGUAACAAAAUGUAGAAAAAGUCAAGGGGUCUGAGUACUUUCCGAAUGCACUGUAUAAAUACUGUGUGCUACUGUAUUGUAGGCACUCCAUCCAUCUAUCUAUCCAUCCAUCAUUUUGUAAUAUUUCAUUGAUCUGAUGUCAGAUGUCAUGACUUCUAACUGUGAGUAUGUAACUGAUAUAAAUUACCAGAUUUUUCCUUACAGGUGAUCAUGUCCCAGCUGGAGGUGUAUGAGAAGAGCCUGAAAGAGGCCCAGAGGGGUCUGCUGAGGAAGGCAGGCUGGGGGGAGCCUGUCCUUCCCGGGCCCCCAGAGAGACCCUUCUCCAGGAGGGGACGCCCCAAGAGACACAGGGCCCCACGACCCCUGGAGGAAGAAGAAGAGGAGGAAGAAGAGCAGGGAAGGGGAAAACAGCAGGAAGAGGUAGUGGCGGUGGUAGAGGAUGAUGAAGAGGAGGGAAGGGGAAAACAGCAGGAAGAGGUAGUGGCGGUGGUAGAGGAUGAUGAAGAGGAGGGAAGGGGAAAACAGCAGGAAGAGGUAGUGGCGGUGGUAGAGAAUUAUGAAGAGGAGGGUGAGAAAAGGGAGAGGAGGCUGUCACGGUGGGGGACGGAAGAGGGAGGGAGGAGAGGAAGACUGGAGUGGAAGGACUGUCAGGCACUGUUUGUGUCCACUCCCGAACAAGAGGAAGUGAGUAUUGCUUAACUUUUGGCAAUACUUAUAGGCAGCUUGGAGCAAUACAUCUAAGUAUUUCCAAAGGCUGUGUUAACAAUACAAAUAUUAUUUAAUUAAAAGCAUGAAUCAUAUCAAAGGCUCUAAUGAUGCUAUAGUAGUUACUGAAAGUUCCUUGUCACACUAUAUAAUCACCAGAUAGUGCUAUCAACUAUUUACAAUACAAAUGUGUUAUUAUAAUACAGGCUAAAAACAGUGCCUCUCUUUUUGGGAUAGACACAGUUUAUUAUGUGGAAAGGUCAAUCCACUUGAUGCUUUCCCCCAGAAAAGUAUCUCUCUUUGUUUUGUCUUCCCAUAGAAAUCGCCCUCACCUGUAUUUCAUGUAGAAUCCAGUCAACAACUAAUUCUACCUCGAAGGUAAGAAAGGGAGGCCUAAACUGCUACAUUAUACAGUAUGGACCUAGCUUGUCUUUAAUCUCAGUGAUACAAGUGCUUUAAUUCUGCACAAGAAUGAAAACAUGUAUUAGAAAAAUAAUUGAUUUCUAAUUUCCAGGAGACUUGGCCUUAGAAGAGAAGAGAGAAGACCAUCACAACUGCCUGACCCACUGGAGAGGGAAAAGGAAGAGAAUGAGAAGAGGGAUGAAGAAGAGGAAGAAGGGAUGGGGGAGGAAGUGGUGGAUGUCGGUGGCUUAGAAGUUCCAGGUAUAAGAAAUUACGGUAACAAUUUACUUGACACCCAGCGUCAUAACAUGUUUUGACACAGUCAUAACCAUGUCAUAACAGCAGACAUAACUUGUCAUAACCUGUUAUAAUAUGGUCAUGACGCAUAUUUAGACCUGUUAUACAUAUAUUGUGUUAUUUAUGGCUGGUUAUGACACCUACAUAAGUGUCAACCUACCACACAAGGCAAGACAUUCCAUUACACCAUAGCCUAUGUGUUAUAUUUUUUAAUGUUUAUUGACCAUAUUAAAUUAUCAUUGUAAUUGCGCACACAUUGAUAUCAGACAUCCACCUACCCCAAUGCUCUGUUGCUGAUGACUGGGAUGAAUGCAGGACAAGACACCCUCUUUUUGACUGAUGACUGAAAUAAGGGCAUGUACAUGAUAGGCCUAUCUGGCUUAUAUGAUUAUGAUGGUCAUAAGUCUAUUUUCUUAGUCCAAGUAAAGUGACACAUGAUGGUCAUAAUGCUUCAUGACAGUGUCAUAAAGUGUAUUUUCUAAAAGUGAUUUAAAAUAUGAUAAAAAAAACAUCUGUAAAGAACAACAAAGGAUUUGAGAAAUAAACUUUCAAACGAAAGGAAACUUCUUGGCAGGGAAAAAACGAAUUUGAAUAAAUGUGGGUUGACACUUACGUAGGUGCCAUAAAAUAAUGCAAUGUAUGUCAGAACAGGUGUAAAUAUAUGGGUCAUGACAGUGUUAUAAGUUGUCAGCUGUUAUGACAUAUUAUGACUGACUGGGUGUGAAGUAAAGUGUUACUGAAAUUACAAUUGAUCUCACAGAUUGUAAAUGACUGUCAUUAAAGGUGCAAUAUGCAGAAAUCGCUCCACCAUUUCCAGGUUGCAAAUAUUCUAAUCAUUCACCUAAUUUCACUUUGUGACAAAACCAUCAAUGUAUAGUGUAGAGAAUCAUUGUACCAUCUAAACUGCUGUAAAAUAUAUUUUCAGUAACCAAAGAUAAUGUAUUUUCAACUGUUUUGAAGCUGGUGUACAAAACCAAAGUAAAAGACUCAAAAUGAAACUUAAGAACGGGAAGCAUAGAAAUAACGCACAUAGAACAGUUCUACUGUUUACACUUGCUUUCAAUGAGAAUUACAGGUCUAUAACACACAUUCCUAUGUGAAUUUGGUCAGGUUGCCCCAAAAAGUUUAGUAUUGCAGCUUUAAUGUAUUAUUUCAUUGCAAUAUAAUUAUUUCAUAAACCAGUCGAUGUACACUGAGCUUUUUCCAUGACAGACUGACCAGGUGAAUCCAGGUGAAAGCUAUCAUCCCUUAUUGAUGUCACUUGUUAAAUCCACUUCAAUCAGUGUUGAUGAAGGGGACGAGACAGGUUAAAGAAGGAUUUUUAAGCUUUGAGACAUGGAAUGUGUAUGUGUGCCAUUCAGAGGAUGAAUGGGCAAGACAAAAUAUUUAAGUGACUUUGAACAGGGUAUGGUAGUAGGUGCCAGGUGCACCGGUUUUAGUGUGUCAAGAACUGCAACGCUGUUGGGUUUUUCACGCUCAACAGUUUCCUGUGUGAAUCAGGAAUGGUCCACCACCCAAAGGACAUCCGGCCAGCAUCCCUGUGGAACGCUUUCGACACCUUGUAGAGUCCAUACCCCGACGAAUUGAGGCUGUUCUUAGGGCAAAAGGGGGUGCAACUCAAUAUUAGGAAGGUGUGCCUAAUGUUUGGUAUACUCUCUGUAUAUGGUUCCAUUUAGGACAAAAUGUUGUGAGCUUCACUUCAUAAUAUGUAGCUUUAAUUGGCAUGCCUCUAUUUUUCCUUGUUGAUUCUGAUGGCAGAGACCCAACUCAGUGAUGACGGCACCCAAAACCUGAUGGUCACCAGCCCUGCACAGGUCAGUAACUUCUGAACUACAAAUGACACACCUAAACAGAGCAUUCUGAUUACAGUUCUGAAUGAUUCUCCUUCUUUCAUCCUACACCUAGAAAUAUUGGGUGUGUGCAUAGAAUUGUGAGGUUAUGGUUGUGUUGAUGUCUAUGGUUCGAUUUGGUUACCCUUAGCCCCAACCAGAGAGGCAGUCCCUGCCUCAGAUCCAGACUUUUCUCUCACCACCCCAUCGUCUGGAACGGCGUGUAGAGGGGAUGGAGGUGGAUGAGGAGAGGAGGAGUGGCCCUGUUAGGAGCCCUGCUGGAGGAGAUGUGAGGAUGGAAAUGGAGGAGACAGGAGAGGUACAGGGUGGGGUCCCAGAACCUGCACCCCCUCAGAGCCCCAGCAUGGACUGUCCCAUGUGCAUGCGCCCCUUCCCCCUGACGGAGAUUGAGAUGCAUGCUGCCUACUGUGACGGUAGUACCGCUAACAUGGAGGAAGAGGAGAUGAUGGGUCAGGAGAGUCAAUCACAAGGUGAGAACAUGCAGCAAGACACACAUACAACACACUUGUUUAUUCAGUUCAAUCUAAAGUAAUCUCUGCUUAUGCAAGGACAUUGACAAACGUACAAUGCAAGUCAAGGAUGUGUAGUCAAAUAUCAUAUUUGACCCCAGGAUGUAAAACAAUCCCUUAAUAUGUAGUUGCAGUGAAGUCUCAUAGGAAGAGGACCAGAAGGGGAGAGAUAAUUGUAGAGGAGCAGCCCAGUUCUUCUGGCUCUGGCAAGUAAGUAGGUAUGAGCGGAUUUACCUUGGUCUAACAGCUAGUCUCCUAUACCUAGUUUACAUUCACAGGGAACGUCACUUUAGGCUAAAGGAUUUUGACAUCCCAACUGUAGAGUAACCUGAUCAUACCUUUUAACCUCUCUUCUGAGCAGGGCAGUGCAAGGAGAGAAGUGCUUCCUGUGUCAGCAGCUGUUUAAUCUCAGGGACUACGAGAAGCAUGUGGAGGACUGCAUCAGGAACCAAGAAGUGUCCAAGGCUGCAUCCAGGGCCGGACAGGUACUCUUAGUUAGCACUAAUGCACAGCAUUACACACUGUAUGUAGUUGUUAUCAAAAACCAAGCUAGCUGUUGUAGACCAUUGGCAGUUCAUUGCAGACAGUGUGGUUUCCCUAGCUGUCAUGUAGCACUCUCACCAUGGGUCUUCUGAUCUUUCUUCCAUCUGUGUGAUGGAUGAUCUUCCAGAGUGGAGACUUGCUGAGCGCUUUGGACCAGACCGAGCACAGAGAUUCAGGUACACACACACUCUCAAACUGUGAUGUUCUUGUUUUACAUGUUCAAAAUGCCUCUUUCCACCUUGUUUGAAUGGGAGAAAAAGAGAGCCAAUGUUUUCACUCUACUUGGUCACCUUCUAGGGACUGCUAAGGCCGGACCAUGUGAUAUUGCCUUCAGGAACCAACACAGGUAAGCAAAACAACAGGAAAUGCACAUUUGGAAACUACAUUUGACUAAUGCUACUGUAGCACCCACCCCUGGUGACAGGCUGUACCAUGUCUGUGAUAGGGAGGGGACUCUGAUAAGCAGACCCUGGUUGGGCAUGUCUGUCUGUCAAGGAUACACCCUGAUGAAUAGCUCUCUAAAACAUAAUAUCAAGUCCAUUAUAUGCUUAUGCAUAUUUGUCCAUUGUUGACUAAGACUGUUAGUGUACCCCUAUUUAAGUAGUUAUUUGUUUGAAAUAGUGUAUUUACUUCUGGUUUAAUAGUUUAUGAAUGCAUAUUAACAUAUUUUGUGAAUAUGAGAUGGUAAGCAGACCGCAAAGUUUAGUGCUUGCCUGAUUGUUUGGUGACUCGACCAGUGUCACUAACAAUAUCAGUGUACUACCUCUAGCUCACACCUGGAUCAUGUUCAGUAGGCACAAAAUGGACUGAAAGAGGGAGGGACUACCUGGAAAUAUCCAAUAAACACUUGUUUUCCUUUUUCAUUGCAUAAAGUUUUACUACGGGGUGCUCUGAUGAUCAUGACCCUGCCAUUUAUAACCGUGUGAAUGUUGCUUUCAGUGGCCUGAUUGAGGAUCUGGGAGAGUCUGGGGGAAGUGGAGACAUCGCUGUCCCAGGUUUCAGAGUGAGCACCUCGCCCAUCCGAUCCUUCACCUCCAUCUCAGAAGCCACAGACUGCCUUAUUGACUUCAAGCGCCAGUACUCUUCCUCUACUUCCUCCUCUUCCUCCUCCAGGCCCAGACAAAGAGGGAGGAAAUUCAAGAGGAAAUUCAAAUGAUAGUUUACUAAAAAAAUUGAAAAUACUGUUAACUGCUUUUUUUAUACCGCUGCAUAUCUUUUCUUUGUAUUGUUUGUUACACUGAAUCGAAUGAUACAAAUUUGUGUUAAUAUGGGAUUAAAUAAUACU